This is a messenger RNA of Haplochromis burtoni (Burton's mouthbrooder), 4194 nucleotides long. RefSeq names its product inner ear-specific collagen. Bases 924 to 2495 code for a protein of 523 amino acids. Lineage: Eukaryota; Metazoa; Chordata; Actinopteri; Cichliformes; Cichlidae. Gene Ontology annotation, molecular function: protein binding. The transcript has 6 exons. The record is from RefSeq and is a predicted model, not a curated record.
AUAUAACUAAUAAUCCUCUGAUUGGAAAGAUAUUAAAAUCCAAAUAGAAGGAGGAGAACAGUUUCUAACAAGAAAGAAUAAGGAAGAAAAGCUUUUUGUCUCUGAAAGAGGACAGAGCACUGACUGACAUUUAUCUCCUGGAGAUCCAGUGUCCAGGACGAGCUUUAUUCUGGUCAUAGAACAGUCUUAUCCCUAAAUGCUGGUUUCCAAGCAGAGCCGGCACUUAACAGGAAUCAGCUGAUUGUAAUGAUUUGAGCCAAAGCCAAAAGGUUUUAGGGGUUUCCCCCAGGAAACAGUUCAUAUCAGCAUUUAUAGAUAAAUUCAUUCACUCAAGUAUUUGACACUGUUUUAAUUAAACCACAAGAAUGAACAUAUAUCAGUACAGAGUACCUGAAAGAGAAGCUGUAAGAUUUUGCUAUUAGAUGACUUUGUGAGCACCUUUCUGAACCCUCAGCCUUGACAUUAGUUUUUGUUCAUUUCUGUUUUCUCAAAGCCAGAAACGACCAGAAUUGGAUGAGAGACUCCAUGAAAAGAAGCUGUCACGUGACAUGUCUGAGUUAAAAUAGCUUUUGUGUUUGUUUUUCGGAGGAGAAAUCCACAAAAGCUUCCGAAGUAAAGAGCCGGUCUCGUUGUCAGCUGCCGGAAACACCCAGAGAGCGAGCGGUUACAGGCGCGAACCCAGGCCAGCCUCCACAGUGUCUCUGAGCACCGCCUGCUGUGGAAACCAGGGCACUUAUUAAGGCAGAACGCCCAGUUCUUCUUCACAAUAGACAUCCCUGCUGUAGCUGCCCUCCUCCCCAUGUUUCCAGCCUUUGUCUGCAGGUGAGACUGAACCUGAAAGAUGUUUUGUUUUGGCCGAGGCUUAUAAAUGCAUCAAAGCCUCUUCCAGCUAGCUCAUCUUCCCAAAUCUGCUUCUCCAGAAGAUGCAGCACAGCUCGGAUGUGGCGAUGCUGACGAGGUUGCUCGGACUGCUGGUCUUGUCCACCCUCUGCUCAGCCAUGUGGGUGCAAAACUACACCAGACAAUACAUUAGUGAAGAGGAAGGCUCCACAUAUGACCCCAACACCCACCACUGGCCUGAAUCAGUUGACAGGCAGUUUAAUGAGACUUCUAAGAAGCCUGAUCACCCAACGGGAAUCCCAUCGUGGCCACCCGAGGCGCGCAGCGGGCCUCUUAUGAUGCCUCCAACAGGACCCCCAUUUCCACACUAUGGCAACAACUCUGAAGGUCCCAACAUGCCCAGGGUGUUUGGGGUCAGUAACCCACCUUUGCCACCCAUGCCUGACACAACAAUCUGUGACAUGCUGCUAAAUGCACCGGUACCCCCGCCCGCCGACCAGAUUCCAUUUUUUUGCAUCUGUCAAUACUGCAAAGGAACCGUAGGACCCAAAGGAGACCGCGGAGACCGAGGUCUUCCAGGUCCUCCCGGGAGCGCUGGAAGUAGAGGAUUGAUGGGGUUUCCAGGUCCCAGAGGGUUUACAGGCUCUCAGGGGAUAAAAGGCCAGAAGGGAGAAAUGGGGGAAAAGGGAAUGCAAGGUGCAGCAGGUUUCACUGGCACAAAGGGAGAUCGAGGAUUUAAAGGGGACAAAGGGGACCAAGGAUCAAUGGGACCCCCUGGUGCAUCGGGCCCUCAGGGGGAAUCUGGUAUAUGCCCUGCCACCUGCGAGAGUGUGCCAGGUGCACCUGGUACCCAAGGACCACCUGGACCAGCUGGAGCCCGUGGCCUGCCAGGGGUGCAGGGUGCUGAUGGACCCAAGGGCAUAAAAGGUGAUAGGGGUGACAUGGGUUUGCCUGGAAACCCUGGCAGCGAUGGUGAGAAGGGUGAUCGAGGUGAGCAGGGGGUGUGUAAGUGCACAAAUGGAACAAAUGGUGCUGAUGGCAAACCAGGGCAAAAGGGAGACAAGGGGGACAAGGGUGAUAUUGGGUCCCAGGGUAUACAGGGCACCAUGGGGUUAAAAGGCAACCAGGGUGAUAUGGGUCUCAUGGGGCCACCUGGGCCCUGCUCUCCAGCCAUCCAGUCAGCAUUCUCCGCCUGUAUCAACGAGUCAUUUCCAGCUCACAACUUUCCCAUUCCUUUCCCACACAUCCUUACCAACCAGCAAAACCACCUUAACCGAAACGGCAUCUACACAGCCCCCGUCAACGGCACCUACGUCUUCUCCUUUCACGUGUCAGUUGCUGUGAAACCGCUUAAAGUCGGCCUGUUCCGCAAUUUCUACCCUGUGGCUAAAAUAACAGAAGGAACCAUCCCAUCCACCACAAGCCACACGGUGGUCCUCAACCUCUACAUGGGAGACCAGGUUUGGCUGCAGGUGAAGGACCCCACCACCAAUGGCAUGUACACUGAUACUGAAAGCACUAGCACGUUCUCUGGGUAUCUGCUGCACCCCGACUCCUGCGAAUUUCCUCUGGGCAGAAAUCACUACUUCCCACAGCCACAUCAUGGACGCUACACCUGGGAUGGUCCCGACCCUACCACCACUCCACCAAAUUAGUUUCUUUUCAGUUGCACAGUUAUAGAUGAGGCACAACAAGCAUCCAAUCAAAUUCUCAGUGAUUUUAUAACUGCAAGUUUUAAAGGAGGGGUAUUCUAGCAAUGAAGCAAUGACAAUUGUUAAAAUAGGUUUUUCUACCAGAGUUAUGCUGAAUACAAGUUCUACUGUAGGACCACACUGUAGUUACUACUCAAUUAAAUAAAAUCAGGUUUUAUUUCUUGGGUUAAAUCUAAUUCUGUUUGGUUGUUGAAGCUGGCAUCACCUAAAAGGAAAGGCCAGCAAAAAAACCCAACAAUAAACACACAAAAUCCUUCUUGAAGUAUUUGUCAACACUUAGCAUGUUAGCAUAUCCAGGCAAUUAUUGUCAAACGAUGUCUAAAUGAACCUUAAUUCCAACUCUUCCUGGGACAAUAAAAACAAGUCAAAUGAAAUAAAAAAGCGUUACAAUGUUGCAGAAGACUAAUUUAAAAACGUUUUCACCUGGAAGUCACAUGUCUAACAAACAUUCUCCUGACUGCAAACAUCUCUCGUCUCUUAUGUCACACUUAGAUGAGACAAAAAUAAACUCCCCCUAAAAUCAAGUCCUGUUUUACUGGUAAUGCUAGUGGCUUCAAGUACUGGUUCCAACUAAAAUAUCUUCAAUCACUAUUUGAAUGAUUUGUGCUUACUGACUUUGACGAACCUCUCAGUUAUCUGUCUUCUUGCAACAGUUUAAAGACAGGAUGUGUUUUCCCUGUGACAGAUUGGAGGCCUGUCCAGGAUGCAUCCUUCCUCACACCCAGUGACCGCUGGGAUCAGCUGACACACAAUUGGAAAAAAGAAAGAAAAUUGAACAGCCAUAAUACCCUCCUUUUAAAUGUGGCUAUGAUUCAACACUCAUAUGAAAAUGCAUCUGGGCUUGUAUAUGCCAGCAUUUGAUCAUGCACUAAUCAACUGUUAGAGCGCCCUUUUAUCAGAAAGCUCAUUUAGCAGCAGAGGUUUUAAUAUUUUUGAUAGAAAAUGUAAAUACGUGGAUCAGCUGCAGGCGAUGGAAUAACGUCACCACAGGUCUGUUGAGACGGAGGUUUAAAAAGUUUACAGUGACGGAGCGGGAACAGAGCUGCGACGCAAACGAGACGUCGAGAAAUGAAGAAGGCUGAAGACACGGCAAUGAGACGUGCCGGCAAAUUCUCCACAAAAUCAGUGAAAUUCUCUUCAGGUUCAUCAAGUAAAAGAAUCAUAAUCUCCACAGAUCUCCACAGUACACAUAAAUAUUUUAAAAGACAUAAAGAGUGAGAACAAGUGCCAUUAUUUUCUUAAUGUUUUCUUAAUCUUGAAGAAAAUCUAAUUUUGAAUGUAGGAUAACUGAUUAAAGGCUUUUCUCGCUAUUUUUAAGGUUUUAUUUUUUUAUUAUAUGAUUUAAAACAAAGGUUGUACAAUGAAGCUACCUGUGAAACUAUCACCGCCUGAUGUCUCGCAACAUUAAACUUCCACUUUGUAAAAGGUAUAAUCUGUAAAACCUGCGACACCAUCAGGUGAUGUUGGACAUGUGUUUGGGCUCAGACAGUAAACGGAGUGUGUUGCAUGUGUAACAGGUUAAAGCAUCGUUCACCUUCUCUGAGGUGUUUUCAGCGUCCACACCGUGUCGCCUGUUUGUGCUUCAGGUUGUUGCGAUCUGUGCAUCGUGGGCUUUGUUUGAAAUUAAAAACUUUCACCUAAA